Entamoeba dispar SAW760 is the source of this 1101-nucleotide messenger RNA. RefSeq lists its product as uncharacterized. The coding region runs from base 1 to 1101 and encodes 366 amino acids. The record is from RefSeq and is a predicted model, not a curated record. The transcript has a single exon. Lineage: Eukaryota; Evosea; Mastigamoebida; Endamoebidae.
AUGAAACCUAUAUCACAAAAAACAGAAAACUUAUUUUCUAACCAAGAACCUCUACCAAUGCAAGAAACAGAAAGAAAGCCAAUUCAAAAUUUAGAAACAGGUAAAUGUUCAAAAAAACAAAGAUCUCUUUUAUUAAAUCACAAAGAAAUUUCACAACAACCAUAUCCUGGAUUAUUAGAAUUCUUUUUAAAAAAGAAUUUAAAUAAAUCAGUCAAAAAAUCACACACACAACAUGAAGAAUCACAACUCUUUUAUAGUGAAUAUGUCAAACAAGAAUAUUUUCAAACAACAUUUGAUUUAGAUUAUGGAAAUGAAACAGUUAUGGAUAUACAUGAAAUUCCAUUAACACAAAUUAUUAAAUCAUUAAAAGUAACAAGUUCAAUUGAAAGAAGUACGUUUAAUCAGAAAAGAAUUAGUAGAUAUUAUAAAAAAAAAUUAAAAAUACCUAUAAAUCAUUUAGUAAAAGAAGAUGAUACAACACAAAAUGAAUCUAAUAACUUUGAAUAUUCAGAUAAGUCUAGUGAUACUACUACUUUAGUUUCAAUAGAAGAAAUUGAUUUAAUUAGUUCUAGUAAUGAUGUAAAAGAGAUUAUUAAAUGGUUAUCAAAUAAUAUUAUAAAAUUAACUAAAUCAAAAGAUACAAAAUUAUUAAUUUAUAAUUAUUCAAAACAAGUUGUUAAAUGUAUUUCAUAUCAUGGAAUUAAUAUUCAUAAAAUACCAUUUAAUAAUUGUAUUAUCUCAAAUAGUCUAUUAAUAACACUUUUGAAUAAAAUUACAAUCAAAUUUCCACAAAGUGAUUUAUCUUAUUGUAUAAAAUUCUUUAAUAAACUUGAAGAAACUAUUAAAAGAAUUGAACAAUAUGGAACUGAAUAUUCUAAAUCAGAAAUUAAUAAUUUUUCUAAUUACGGAUGGUCAUUAACAUGUGAAUUAUCAUUUCUUCAGUCUUUAUAUCAAUACGGAAAUAAUAUGGAACAAAUACUUUCAAAUAAUAUUAUUAUUCGAUAUCAGUUAGAGGUAAUUAAUAAUAUUCAAUAUAAGAAUCAACAAAUAAGAUUUCUUAAAAAUAGAUUAGCUGGUGUGUAUAAUAAAUUUUCAAUAUGA